AUGAUAUACCUUUACGCAGACCUGAUAAUAGACAUUAGCGGUGAUGGCUGGAAGCAUCCCGAGCAGGUCCCCAGGCACCUCCAUCGCAGUUGCAGAGAGAAUCCAUUGCUCUGGACACUCUGUCAAAGUUUGACUUUCACGCUUUAUGGGUUAGGCAAGGGCGAGAGAGCAUGGGCAUUGCUCCAUUUGGCACUGGAGCAUAUGUCUAGCUACACUAGACUGGUGCUCGGGAGUUACCCUUAUUCAUACAGUCUCUACCUUCCGAGGGUGAUAGACGUGCUUGGUGAUUUUGAAACCGGACCUCUGCAGAAUUUCCAAACACUUGGGCUGAAGGGAGUUUCUACUCACGGGGACAGUCUCUGCCAGACAAAACUGCAGAAAAAGGCAGGAACGGCCCCCUUCACCAAGCUCAAACUGCGCUGCUUUCUUCUGACCCCUAGAACCCUCGAAGCGCUGGUCCGCUGGCCCAAACGCCUGGAAGCGUUUGAGCUAAAGUUCUCAUUCGGGGAUGACUACGCCGAAAUGGGGUUAUAUACUGAGUGGACACUGUCAAUAUUUAAACAGAUUUUAGCCAUCCACCGGAGUACAUUGCGCUCAAUCAAUCUAUAUGCUGUAUGCAUUAGCAGGCUGGCAGGUUUCGACCUGUGCGAAUUCGAAAGUCUAGAGAAAUUGAGCCUCUCAUCCGCAUGUACUGGCCACCAAUAUCCUGUCAGAGACCAUAUGAUCGGUGUCCUCACCAACCUGCUUGCUCCGCGCCUUCGUGUUUUCCACUGGGACUUAACCCUUCAGGACCAACAACAUUGCGAGGGGCUGGACGGUUUUGGCCAAGAAGAGGAAGAUUGGUUGCGGGCGUUGGUGCGCGAAGCACUUGCACGCGGAUGUCCACUCCAAAGAAUUGAAAUAAAAUUUACACCCGAUUCUGGCCACAACUUCAAUGGCAUAUAUCCGUGGGACCGAAUGGAUGCCUUGGGGGCUGACUUACGCCCAUAUGGGAUCAAAGUGUAUUAUAACCCUCCCUCCAUUAGCAGAGAUGAGUUUUUGGAUAUUGUGAAAAGCACCAAAAGGUGGGAAGCUUAUCGUGAUUUAAACCUUGGCAAAUGA
Aspergillus ruber CBS 135680 is the source of this 1101-nucleotide messenger RNA. RefSeq lists its product as uncharacterized. Lineage: Eukaryota; Fungi; Ascomycota; Eurotiomycetes; Eurotiales; Aspergillaceae. The transcript has 2 exons. The coding region runs from base 1 to 1101 and encodes 366 amino acids. The record is from RefSeq and is a predicted model, not a curated record.